AUGAAAGUUAGAUUGGAGACAAUGUCUCCCUGUCACUGUUUCUUUUUUCUUGCAAUCUUAGUUUCAGCAAUUAUAGCCCUCUUUGCUGCAUCAUUUAAUGUUCCUGUAAUGAUAAUUACAGACAGAGGAAAUGUUCAAUUAUGCAACUAAGUCUAAUAAAAUAUUACUGCUGGGGGAUAAAGCUCAUUGAGAAAUCUAUAGUCAGCUACAAAUAAUACCAAUGUGACUACCAAAACUCAAAAUAGCACAGUUAUAAUAGUAUAACAAGACAAUAAGACAAAUGGAACUAAUACUAAUUAAUCAAUUAAUAGCAAUACUCUUGUUGUUAAGAACUAGAGUCAAACAGCCACAGUGAUUUAAUGCUCAAAUUUAAAUAACAUUACAGUUGGCCAAAUUUGGAAAACUGAAUUGAAUAAUAUUUAGCUUAAAAAUCAAAUACUUCUAUUGUAUGGAUAGGUAGAUUAAACUUUAUAACAAGACUAGUAAGGUUAUUCAGCGACAAACUACUAAUUCAUUUUAAGAUAUGAGGUUUAAAUUAAUGGUAGAAAUUCAGACUAGGAAAAAUGGGAAAAAAUUAUUUAAAAUACUCAAUAAUCCUCAAAGAUAGAGUGUAGAACUAAUGAAAAGAUUUGUUCUUAUUUCAUCUUAGCACACAUACCAAUAUUAACUCACUCCACCUAUCAGAUUUGGAUUAAUGUCACUAAUUUGAAUUUAACAGGAAUGAAGCUUAAUGAUAAUAUACAUUUUCAUGUUGGAUAUAUUAACCCAGAAUAUACGGACAUGCAAAUUAGCGUAAGAAUGAUUUUUAUGGUGCUAAGUUUAUUGUUUUGUAUUGCAUACUGGUGCAAAAUGUGUAGGCUAUCAAAAAAUAUAGCAUAAACUUAUGAUCAAACCAAAUUAUACAUGAUUGUAUUUGCUUGUGUGUUAUUUAAUGACCCCACUUACAUAAUCAAUAUUUUCAAACCUACUAUGUUUACCUAUGUGAUUUCUUAACUCUGGCUGGCAGUAUUUUUUGUGUUGCUUCUGCAAUACUGGCUAAGGUCUGUAUAAAGGAUAAAAGAUGAGCCAAUUGAAAAGUAAGUAUUGCAAAGUUCUCAAAGAAACAAAGCUUAAGGCAAAAGAUAGAAGAGCUGCAUUGAAAAAGUUAAAAGCAUCUAUUUCGUUGUUUUUACUGCUGAUCUAAUGUCAUUGUACAUUUUGUACUUGAUUAAUGUUAGAGAAAACGCAGCAUUUUCUCAUUUUGAGACAAUUCCAGAUGCUCUGAUGGCUCUGAUAAUUCUCACUGCAUUUUUCUUGUUCGUUUAUCUCAUAUGGUUCUUUGUUACCUUUUGUAUUACCUGCAUCCAUUUUAGGAAUAUACCAUUUAGAUCAAGAAUAUUAUAUCUAUACUCUUUAAUGAUGCUAUUCGUUUGUAUUGGUACUGUGGCAUUCGGCGUUUACUCUCCAUUCUACUCUAAUGGGGGAAUCUUUUUAUUUUUCAUAGCUCUGUUUAACUUGUAUGUAUGGAGCCUGGUUUACCUCAAUUGGCCAAAUUAUAGCACUGAAAUGGUCAAUUAAGAGGAUAACAUCGAACUUGAACUAAAAUUCUAGAGGGACGAAAAUGGUUCUGCUAACGAUACAAGUUUGUAGAAUGGUCGUAAAAGUAUUGGACUCAAGGCUCCAAAAACUUACAAAGGCUAUCAAAAUUAGAAUAGUAAUUACAAGCCAGAUGAAACUGAAGAGGACAAGCAAACUGAUAACAGUCAUAUAGUACCAACAGGCACAAGAGAUAUAAGGAUUGAGUUUUGA
Molecule: messenger RNA, 1788 nt
Organism: Stylonychia lemnae
Lineage: Eukaryota; Ciliophora; Spirotrichea; Sporadotrichida; Oxytrichidae
Source: the annotation of a GenBank genome assembly